Messenger RNA from Acanthosepion pharaonis, 534 nucleotides. Lineage: Eukaryota; Metazoa; Mollusca; Cephalopoda; Sepiida; Sepiidae. The record is from the annotation of a GenBank genome assembly.
AUGCCACGUUCGACAAUUUUAGACAUAUUUCCUUGCUUUUUGAAAAAAAUCGAUUUUGACACAUAUUUUUACCAAAGAUAUAAUUGUAUAAGCAAUAACUAUAUCUAUCUAUCUACGUUCAUAUCUAUCUAUCUAUCUAUCUAUCUAUCUAUCUAUCUAUCUGUGGGUACACACACCGACGAAAAGACAGAGUUUGAAUUGUCUAUUCUUUUCUCUCUCUCGCAGAGGAGGAAACAAGAUAUUUUCUUUUCAGCAAUGAUUUUUCCUUUCUUUCUUUCUUUCUUUCUUUCUUUCUUUCUUUCUUUCUUCUUCUUAUUAUUAGUAGUAAUAGUUUUUAUUGCAUCCUUUCUUUUAUUUUUUGUUUCAAUCCAUAUUCUUCUUUCUUUCUUUCUUUCUUUCUUUCUUUCUUUCUUUCUUUCUUUCUUUCUUUCUUAUUCUUACCGAAUCCCACUCACCCACUGUCUCUCUCUCUCUCUCUCUCUGUCUCCGCAUUCUGCUUCUUCAAUCACAAGCUGGCCUUACAACCUCAGCUAA